AUUUCGGUUGGAGUGUCGAGGUAUUGCAAUGGAGCUGUUGAAAUUAGAAUCGAUUGUGUAUAUCAUUGUCAGGUUUUAAAAAUCGAACGGCUGGUUUGAACCAACAUGCGUGACCAAUGUUUAGACGUUACACAUUUUUCAACUUCGCCUUGUAAGAUACGACGUGUGAGGGCGCACUUCAACUUUUGUGGAUGCCCUGGUGUUGUCCUGGAGCCUAGUGAUAUCAGAAGCAAUUGUCAUUCUCUUCAAGAUAUGAAUCUGGUGAACCAAAAGAUAGAGGAACAAAUGAAAAGAACACAAAACAGAAUUCAGGAUUUGGAACGGAUUGCAAAUGAACAAGACAAAGAAACAGACAGACUAGACAUUCUCAAAGAUGUGGAAAAUUUCCGGAAACAAUUGUCAAGUACACAGACAUCUGUUAGAAAAGCCAAAUUAUCCUGCAAAAUGGCCAUUGACAGACAGGAGAGGGCGAGCUUGCUACAAGGUGGUACAGAUCCUGACUUAAGGAAAAGAAUGAAUAAAGAGAGUUUAGCCAAGACAGCUGGCAGCAUCACAGAUAAUUUGAUGAGUCUAAAUAGGAUGAUGGCAGCCAACGUUACACAGAGUACUCUGACCAAUCAAGUGCUAGAGAAAUCUUCAGCUACGUUGUCCGACACCCACGAGGAAUUCAAAGGCAUGGGUGGUGUGAUUCAGACCAGUCGUAGUUUACUGACCAAGUACAACAGACGAGAGCUAACAGACAGGUUACUCAUCUUCCUAGGCGUGGCAUUAUUUCUUGCUACAGUGCUGUAUAUAUUAAAAAAGAGAAUAUUUUGAUAAAGGUUUGGGUGGGGUAAGGGUGAGAUGGAACUGAUUAGAUUUCUUGUUUGGUUAGAAUAAGUUAUUUGCUAAGAAAUUUACUCAUGUUUAAUUCAUGUCAGAGCCCUGAAAUUGAAUGCUGGGUAAAUCUUUGUUCUAGCCUAUUUUAUUGACGUAAAAUAGCUUUUCAUGGUUAGUAAAUGUAUGUCCGUGUGAUUUAUGCAUGCAUUUUUAAAUGCGAGGUUGCCGUAUUGUGAUUAGCAUUUUUAUGUGGUUUCCAUGUCUUACCACAUGCUACAGGUCACUGAAUAGAAGGUAGAAUCCAGUCAUUUGACUUGCCAAACCAUUUCCUCAAAGUAAUGGACAAAUUAUAUUGCAUUCAAUGAAGAUACUGACAGGAAAUGACGUAGCAUCGAUAUUUUGUGAUAUGUUAUUAUUAAAACCUCAUUUCUGUCUUUUUUUUGAUGGCUUGCUGUCAGGUUGCAAUUAGACAAAAUGACAACAAAAAUGUGUACCAAAUAGGUUUAAACAAGUAUCAAAUUUAAUCAUUUCCUAGUACAUUAUUUUACAUAUCUAAUAGCCACUGUAUGUCUAGGUUUCAAACAAUUUUUCAAACAUUCAACUUGUACUGAUAACAGCAAAUCCAACUUUUCUCACACACCACCAUCACAGGGAUAAGAUUCAAUCGUCUUCUGUUCUUUCGAACCUUUUUACACAGUGAUCCAAAACAAUUGGAACCAGGUGAUUUGGUGUUUAUUUGUAUUUGCUUCAAGUUAUUUACAUGGUUUUUUGUUCCAACACAAUGGAAGAUUACAAACAAGACAAAAUUGUUUUUCACUUACUACAAAAAUUUGGAAACAUACAGGAACUGCCCAAAACCAUGUCCUGUGUGCCUAGUACUGUCAUCCAAGCAAAAAAAAUGGAUUUCAUUUUUGGCAACAAAUCGAUGGUUCUCAGAAUAAAAUAGAUCACACAUGUACUUUGUAUUCUAAAGGAAAGGUAAACAGUUGUGAUAGUCUCCCAUGCCAAACUACAAAUGACAAAACCCCAUGGCUGCAUGAAAGAUGCAGUACUUACACAUCAAUAUGCACCAACAAUUUCUGAAUUUGCUCAUGAUUCAGCCUUGACCAGGGUAAAAAACAGAAAGUAAUCUGAAUAAACAUUGUUGACAAUCACUGAAAACAGAAGCUGAAAUCUACGAGAGAGAAUGACCACCCAGCUUCAUCCAAUGUGGUUUCAGUCAUUUUUAGAUGCCUUGUCUUUUAUUUAAAGCACAACUUUGAAAUCGACUGUUGGAACAAACUUUUCCACAAUAAGACUGAUGCAACAUUUGAAUUCUUCCUAACUGCCAAAGUACAGAAAAGCCAAGUACUACUGUCUCAUUUUAAAAAAAUUCUUGAACACAACUUUACAGAUUCAGGACAAAUAAAUGAACCUGAACAUAAAAAACCAUAUCGUUAAAAACCUCCUCCCCCCAAAAAAAUAAUACAAACACCAAACUGAAAACGUAACAAUAACCAAGAGCAGAUAUUAAGUGCACUGUGAAUAUUAAGCUCAAAAGCUAAGGGGGAGAAUUUUAUUUCUAAUAAAUCUUGUUUAAUAUGUAAGAACGUUCCUGAA
Molecule: messenger RNA, 2418 nt
Organism: Acanthaster planci (crown-of-thorns starfish)
Lineage: Eukaryota; Metazoa; Echinodermata; Asteroidea; Valvatida; Acanthasteridae
Product: vesicle transport protein SEC20-like
Biological process (GO): retrograde vesicle-mediated transport, Golgi to endoplasmic reticulum
Cellular component (GO): endoplasmic reticulum; SNARE complex
Molecular function (GO): SNAP receptor activity
Source: RefSeq, a predicted model, not a curated record